Molecule: messenger RNA, 1140 nt
Organism: Patella vulgata (common limpet)
Lineage: Eukaryota; Metazoa; Mollusca; Gastropoda; Patellidae
Exons: 2
Coding region: 124-1032 (302 amino acids)
Source: RefSeq, a predicted model, not a curated record
UCUAAAGAUAAAGAUAAUAACAAUGAUUGUGGUAACACAGGAUUAACAGUUGGCAUAAUAGUGGUAUCUUUACUUCUAAUCAUAACAUGGUCUAUUGUUGGUGUGUAUUGCAUCCGAAGGAAGAUGGAACGAACACAGUUUUCGCUAGGUGAUCGACAAAGUGCACGUGUUGUAAAUACAGUGGACACAAUUACGCCGUAUACAGGUUUGGUGAACAACGGUGGACCAGAACACGAUUAUACAGGUCUGGUGAAUAACGAUGAAUCAAACUCCGGCUAUAUAGACAUGGCGAACCGGAACGGACUAGAUACCGUGAACAGCAGUGAACCGGAACACGGCUAUAUAAACAGACCAGAUUCCGUGAACAGUGGCGAAUCAGAAAACGGCUAUACAGUCAUAAUAAACCAGGCCGGACUAUAUACUGUGAACAGUGACAAAUCAGAACACGACUGUAAGGCCAUGGUGAACCGGAACGAACUAGAUAUCGUGAACCGCGGCGAAUUAGAACACGGCUAUAUAGUCAUGGUGAACCAGACCGGACUAGAUACCGUGAACUGCGGUGAACCGGAUCAUGGCUACAUAAACGUGAAUAAGGACAGGUCAGAUACCAUGAACAGCGGCGAAUCAGAACAUAGCUAUAUAAACACGGGGAACCGGAGCAGAUCUGUUACCAUCAACAGCAGUGAAGCAGAAGACGGUUAUAUGACCAUGAUGAAUAGGAACUGGUCUGAUACUGUGAAUGGCGGUGAACCGGGACAUGGCUAUAUAAACAUGGUGAAUAUGAACGGAUCAGAUACCCUGAACAGCCGUGAUUCAGAAUACGAUUAUAUAGACAUGGCGAAUAGGACAGGGUCAGAUACCCUGAACAGUGGUGAACAUGAGCACGGCUAUGUAGCCAUGGUGAAUUUGAACGGAUCAUUUUUCCUGAACAGCGGUGAACCAAAACACGGAUCAGAUACCACUGUUAAUUAUGAAACCACUUUAGGUGACAUUAAUGAGAAGAAGGCUGAGGACAAUACCUCCUCAGUGUAAUAAGUUAAACGUCUUACAAACACAAUUAGGACAGACCCUGUUCCUGACGCAGGGUCAUUGUAAUGGAUUUUAUUUUUAUUUUUUUACAAAAAAACGCAAAAAUGACAU